Molecule: messenger RNA, 5457 nt
Organism: Besnoitia besnoiti
Lineage: Eukaryota; Apicomplexa; Conoidasida; Eucoccidiorida; Sarcocystidae
Exons: 4
Coding region: 1-5457 (1818 amino acids)
Biological process (GO): protein histidyl modification to diphthamide
Molecular function (GO): diphthine-ammonia ligase activity
Source: RefSeq, a predicted model, not a curated record
AUGGCGUGCCUGUCGCGCGCGACGUCGCCGCCUGCUCCGUGCGCGGCCGCUGCUCCCCCUCCGUCUUCUCUCUCUCCCGCUCGCUGCUCGCCCUGCCUCGCGUCUUCUUCGCCUUCUUGCGCGGGAGCAGGUGCUUUGGGAUGCGACUUCGUGGCACUGAUCAGCGGAGGGAAAGACAGCAUCUACUCGAUUCACUAUGCCCUCGCGCUGGGGCAUCGGCUGCGAUGCGUCGCUUACUUGCGGCCGCCGCCUUCCGUUCUCGAGGCAGACAGCUUCAUGUACCAGUCAGUAGGCGCCGAGCUCGUUCGGGGCAUUGCCAAAUGCCUGCAAGCGCCUCUCUUCGUGCGGACGAUAGAGGGAAAACCCGUCGCCACUGACAGCGUCGCGUACCAGGAGACGGUCGGCGAUGAAGUCGAAGACCUCCUCCAUCUCCUGAAAGCUGUCAAGAAACGCUUCCCCUCCAUCACCGCCGUUACGGCGGGCGCGAUUCUCUCCGACUACCAGAGGCAACGCGUCGAGAAUGUUUGUCAACGCCUGGGCCUUCAGCCGUUUUUCUUCCUCUGGCAUCGGGCGCAGGGUCAGCUGCUUCGCGAAAUGGCGGCGUGGGGUCUUGACGCGGUGCUCGUCAAGACCGCCGCCUGGGGGCUGGGCGCGAGGCAGCUCGGCGAAACCAUCGGGACGCUGGUGCCGCAGUUUCAAAAAAUGGAUCGCGAGUUCGGCUUCCACCAGUGCGGCGAAGGAGGCGAGUAUGAGACCGUGGCGGUCGACUGUCCGCUCUUUCGGCGCGAAGCUCUCAUUGUCGUCCGUUGGAACCUCGUGACGCAUGUUCCGGACGCCUACGCGCCCGUUCUGUUGCUGCAGGCUCUGCGCUGGCGCACGCGAGAAAAGGGCGGCGCCCCCGCGGCCGCUGCUGGCGAAGGCCCUUCAGAGAGUCUCCCCACGGCGGCGGAGGCGGCCCGCGCGGCAGCCGAAAGGGCGCGGCGCGGCGAGACGGCGGGCGACAGCUCUGCCGACGCCGGACCCGAAGGGUCCCACACAGAGGGAGGAGGCGAUGGGGACAGCUGCAUGCUCAGAGUGGACGAAGGCGUUUGGAUAGAAGACCGAAACCUCAGCGUAGAGAGGAACGAGGAAGCAGGUCAGACCGAGCUUCCGCGCGACUCCACCUCUCUUCGCUAUGUCUGCGCCUGCCGGCCGGGCUUCGCGGCGGCAAAAUCGCGAUCCAAAGCGCCGCGGUGUCCUGCAUGCGCCUUUCUACGCAGUCUGCUGUCGCUUCAGUUCUACCUGUCCCCUGCGGCUCGCGGCGUUGCGGCGCGUGCAAGCUCCCUGUACGCCGAGGCGCUUGCGAGGCUCGGCCUUCUACAGGGCCGCGCGGCUCGACGGUCUGGCGGCGUAGGCGACGUUCCUCCUCCCACUCGUGCUGUCGGUGCUGGAGCGGCUGACGGCGAAGGAAAGAGCGCGGCGGCGAACGCGCUGUCGGUCGGGGGCUCGUGUCGAGCGGCAGCCGCUGCACUCGCGGGUCGAAGCUGCGCACGCACGUUCAGAGUUUCCGCCGUCCGCGUAGGACGCCGAGUGAUUGUGAAUGCCUGUCUUGGCCCUCUGGGGGCGCCUGAGCCUCCGCAGGCGACCAGCCGCAGCGAGGGAGACGCGAGCGUUGUGCUCGAGGCCGAGUCGCCCGUAGGCGCCGCGGAGGCAGUGCCAACGGCGGCACUCUCUGGGCUUAUCGUGCGCAGCAUUCGACAGGUUUUGGCUGACAGCCGCCCUUCCGCGUGUGCUCCUUCUUGCAGUGGAAAGGCGGAGACCGUGAUGAAUGGCACACGUCCUCAACGAAACAACCUCCUGCUGCCUGUCACGCAUGCGCUUCUGGUUUGGUUCGGUCAUCCGGCAUCGGCACCGAGCGGGCAGUCGGCCUCCAGCUCGCCCCCCACAUCGCGCGGCGAAGGCAUGGCGGAAGGCGGUGAUGGCGCGCAAAAUGGACGGGUUUCCGGCGAAGUCUUUCCCCAGAUGGCCGGCGCGGAGGCCUCGCGUUCUGCGGCUGGCUCCGUUCCGUGUGGCGAUGCUUCGCUAGCGUCCUCUCCGUCGCGGACUCUCUCCACAGACGCACUGGUGUGCGGCAACAAAGUCGGCGUUGAGCAGGUCCUGCGCGACCUGCAGGCCUCGGGUCGCCACGCGUUUCCGGUCACGUCGCUCUUUGCGUCUUUGCCGGAUAACGUCACCAGAGGUGUCUCUGGCUCGGAUACGGUCUCUCGCGUCCUGAGGCUUUUGGUAGAACUCGAGGACGACGCGACGGUUGCAGGGGCAGCUGGGGGGACGGACGUGUUUCUGGGCCGAGCGCCCGCCUCGUGCUCGCAGUCCAACGGCGCGUCUUCGGCUUUUUUUUAUCGCCGUUCCCGCGCACUCACGCAGUCGUUCGACACCCGCUCCCUCAACCUCUGGCUGCCUGCCUUGCGGCUGCUUCCUGCGGCGCCACAGCCGCUACGCAGCGAAGAAAACGAGUCAGAAGUCAGAGCCGAGGCAGAUCGACGGCGGGAAGCAGCGAGCCUCGACGCGGACGCCCGAGGCCCUCCGCGCGCGGCCGCGGCCUACUGCCCAUUUUCGGUCUCUAGCAGAUCGUGUCACGCGGCACAGUGCGUUGGGCACGAGCAAGCGUGGGAGUGGGGAGUGCGGCCUUGCGGCGAUUCAUCUUCAAAUGCAGGAACCGGUCGGCGCGAUGCGGCUUUCUCCACAAGCGCGUCCUCGCGCUCGCUCGCGCGGCUCGUCGCCUCUCGCCCGCUGCCGCACACGGAAAUCUCCCUGGGGGCCGUCUCCGGGCACGUUCCCCACUCCGGUUGUCUUCCUCGUUCGCCUUGUGCCCUGAGCGCGCCGCCCGCUGACUGUCAGUCUCGCGCGGCUUCGCCUUCCUCCUCGUCUGCGCUCAGCUACGCUCCGCUCCCGCUCUCUGCCCCCGCCGGCGGCGACUCUCUCCGUCGAGGCGCGCAACCUGACGCCACCGCCACGCGCCCGUCGCCGCCCGCCGGUCAGGUGGAGCCGACGGCGGCGGCGCUGCAGCUGCUGAGUGGCGCGGACCUUGCUCUGGAGGUUGCGAUGGCAAGUCGCAACCUGUUGCACGCCAUGCGACUGGCGGGAGCCAAGGCUACGCCGAAAGUCGGAGAAGAUAGCGGAGUGGAUGAAGAAGACCAAGCCAGCGACGAGGAGGAGGAGGAGUGUGGGGAGGCGGCAGCCACGGACGGAGAAGACGCGAUGGAGGGCAGCAGCGGCGAGGGCAGCAGCGGCGAGGCGGUGCAUCUGACCAGCGUGGUGCCUCUUCCGCCUCCUCUGGUGUUUGCCUUCUUGAGCCUGUCGGAGGCAAAUUGUCUCUUGCAGGCGAAUGCCGUCCCUGGCCUGUCGCCCUCCAGGGACGCAGCACGUCAACCAGACGAUGGGAAACAGAUGCUCGAGGACGGGCACGCGAACCCCGGAAGAGCUGCGCCGCGGAGCCCACGCGAAGAGAUCUCGGCGAGCGCCGCAUGCGCUGACGAGCGUGUCGAGGCUCGCGCCUCGUCCGCAGUAGUGGGGUCUAUUCUCGCAGGCGUCCGCGCUCAAGUCGAGUCGCACUUUGGACGCCUGCCGUGCGAUUUUGCCGCACAACGGAUCUCGAGGCCUAGCAAAGCCGUUCCUCAAAGGCGUGACGACGAGGAAAGCGCGCUGAUGUCUCCGCCCCGUGGAGCCCCGGGGCUGGUCUGCUGUCUGUGCUCGUCUCGUGGCGCCAACUGCGCCCUUGUCGCCCCUUCCGCGCCGUCCGGUUCCUCGUCCUGCUUCGUUUCCUUCUCCAGCGCCUCGUCUUCUUCGCCGACUUGCGUGAUGUCGUCGCUCGAAAGCCCUGCGUACUGCGCGCAGUGCCUGGGCACGGAGUCGCUUGCGGUGCCUGCACAUCUGAGUGGAGUGCAGGGGGGCGGGAGGAUCGCGUUGUGGCCUCUCGGAGUUCGAGGCGAAAACGCCGCGGCCUCGCGAGACGCUUCUAGCACGCCAGUAACCCCCGCGGCGGACGGAAGAGAGGCUGGGGCGUCACGGAACAGGCCCGAGGUCGCCGCCGUGAGCUCCCACAGGCCUUUCGUCGCGGCGGUGUUUUUGGAGGGCUGCAAACGCAAGAGGCAACCGAGAGACGCGAUUGGUGGCGCGCGCGAGGAAAGGCGCGGUGCUUGCGACUGUGAAGCGGAUAACGGGGGAGUAGAAGGGCCUGAGGAGGACGAACGCAGAGUCGCAGAGCCGCGGAGACGAGGCGAAUCAGAGGUGUGGAGUCUCAGUGUCUCUGGAGACAGGGCGCGAGGAAGGUGGGUAAGAACUGUGAGGCGCUCCCCUUCGACAGAAGCAACGAACGCGAGAUCCUUGCGGGGCGGCGCAAGCAAGAGGACAGAACAGGACAUGUUUUUGAGCGAGCCAAGGAACGAGGAGAGCGUAGUCGCGCAGAGAGCGGCGUGCCCGUGCAUGCUGGAGGACGAGGAGAAGCACAGAGCUGCAGCGAGAACCCACCCGAGCUGGCGACUCGACUUGAACUUCUCAGCUGUACUGAGAAAAACGCGGAGCACGCAGCAACAGCUGAGAGAGGCGAGCGCCGCGAUGGCAGCGGGUGAUCUGGGAGCUGACUGGGCGGCGGCCGUCGUUACGGCGGGGCGAGAAGACGGCGGCGGCUGCUUAAGAGCGGCAGAGGCACACAUCGUGGAGAUUCAUAUCGGUGCGGAGAAUGAGACUCACGCAGGGGGGAGAUCAGCUCAAGAGGACGAUGCGCAGUGGCUCGGAGUGCUGGUGAAGGGCGCCGUGGACGCUGUGCUGACGCUGCGACGCUGGACGGCUGCCGCGCCGGCGAGCCCUGAGGCGUUGAGGACGGCACAGCAGUCCCGAGAGAACGACGAAUUCAACGACGCGUCUCACGCGACGCGAGACUGUGUCAACGCUCUGGCGGAUGGAGGAUGGUGCGCGUACGUUCUGUAUGUUCCAUCGUCCGUGUCUGCCUCGCAUGCAACGGGAAGCACGUGGGAGACUUCGUUCCGGCGCGCCUUCGCUGCAGCUCUCUGCGAUUGCAUCGCACAGGAAACCGCGACCUCCAAUGAGGAGUUGAUUUACUUGCCCGUCCCAGCGGUAUCCGAGGCGGAAGGGGGGAGUGAUACGCCCUCACCUGUUUGUGAUGCGAGAGGACAAAGGACCGUCGCAGAGAAAAAUCUGGCGACUAAACGCGCAGCCUCCCCUGCGAGUCCGGAGAGACAGAUCUGCGGCAGCGUCGACGCUUCGUUUCCUCCACAAGGCUCCUCGUGUGACUCCUCGUCAAGCGGCGGCGGAACGAUUCCUUUAUUUUUCCUUCCUGUCCACGCCUUAGAAAAGCGAGAAGGCGGCAUGCCGCGCGCUCAGGUUGUCAUCGUCAGAGACGGGAGCCACGCGUGUGCGCGCUCUGCGCCUUCAGUCCCCACUGGAGGCGCAGAGCUCUGA